Messenger RNA from Myiozetetes cayanensis, 2362 nucleotides. RefSeq names its product differentially expressed in FDCP 8 homolog (gene DEF8). The transcript is spliced from 11 exons. Bases 369 to 1817 code for a protein of 482 amino acids. NCBI's taxonomy places the organism in Eukaryota, Metazoa, Chordata, Aves, Passeriformes, Tyrannidae. The record is from RefSeq and is a predicted model, not a curated record.
GACGGGGUGUCGGUGCCAGGAGCGGUGUGUCGGUGCCGGUCCUGGGGUGUCAGUGCUGGUGACAGGGUGUCGGUGCCGGUGCCGUGCCAGUGCCGGGGUAUCGCUGGGUGUCAGUGCCGGUGAGGAGAUGUCGGUGCUGGGGUAUCAGUGACGGCACUGAUGACAGUAUGUUGGUGCUGGUGACGGGGCGUCGGUGCCCAUGACGGUGUGUUGGUUCCAGUGCCGGGGUAUCACUGCCAGUGCCAGGGUGUUGGUGACAGUGUUGGUGCCAUUGAGGCAGUAUCAGUGCCUGUGAUGGGGUGAUUGUAAUGGUGCCAUGCUGUGGGUACUGGUGAUAGGGUGCAAGUGCCUGUGACAGAGUGUUGGUGAUGGUAUUGGGGUGUCAGUGUCGGGGUAUCAGUGACAAUGUUCGUGCCAGUGCUGGUGGGGGCUGGCUGAAGUGGGGGGCUGAUGCCAAUGUCACCCCGACACUGUCCCCCAGCAGGACAGUGACAAUGGCGUCAGACGAGCGGCUGGCCCGCUUCCGCCAGGCCCACCUUAACCCCUUCAACAAGACCCCUGAGCAACCGGAGCGCCCCGAUGGAGAAUCCCCUGUCCCAGCCCAGCAGCCGGAUCCCACCCCAGGCGACCCUGAGGGCGCCCUGGACCUGGGGCUGGCCGAGGACCACUUCUCCCGCCCUGUGGGGCUGAUCCUGGCGUCAGACGUGCCGCAGCUGCGCCGGGCCAUCGAGGAGUGCAAGCGGGUAAUCCUGGCACUGCCUGAGCACUCAGAGCGGCAGAAGGACGCCGUGGUCCGGCUCAUCCACCUCCGCCUCAAGCUGCAGGAGCUGAAGGACCCCGGUGAGGACGAGCCCAACAUCCGGGUGGUCCUGGAACAUCGCUUCUACAAGGAGAAGAGUAAGAGUGUCAAGCAGAUGUGUGACAAGUGCAGCACCAUCAUCUGGGGGCUCAUCCAGACCUGGUACACCUGCACAGGCUGCUACUACCGGUGCCACAGCAAGUGCCUGCCGCUGGUGAGCCGGCCGUGCGUGCGGGCCCAGGUGAGCCACCGCGCCGAGUACCAGCUCAGCAUCUGCCCCGAGAGUGGGCUGGACAGCCAGGACUACCGCUGUGCCGAGUGCCGCGCCCCCAUCUCCCUCCGGGGGGUGCCCAGCGAGGCCCGACAGUGCGACUACACUGGCCUCUACUACUGCUCCAGCUGCCACUGGAAUGACCUGGCUGUGGUGCCUGCCCGUGCCAUCCACAACUGGGACUUCGAACCCCGCAAGGUGUCACGGUGCAGUAUGAGGUACCUGGCACUGAUGGUGUCACGGCCAGUGCUGAAGCUGCGGGAGAUCAACCCACUGCUGUUCAACUACGUGGAGGAGCUGGUGGAGAUCCGGAAGCUGCGCCAGGACAUCCUGCUGAUGAAGCCCUACUUCAUCACCUGCAAGGAGGCAAUGGAGGCGCGGCUGCUGCUGCAGCUGCAGGACCGGCAGCACUUUGUGGAGAACGACGAGAUGUACUCGCUGCAGGACCUGAUUGACAUUGAGGCCGGGCGCCUGGGCUGCUCCCUCACUGAGAUCCACACACUCUUUGCCAAGCACAUCAAGCUGGACUGCGAGCGCUGCCAGGCCAAGGGAUUCGUGUGUGAGCUGUGCCGGGAGGGUGAUGUGCUUUUCCCCUUCGACAGCCACACCUCGGUCUGUGCUGACUGCUCUGCCGUGUUCCACAGGGACUGCUACUAUGACAAUUCCACCACCUGCCCCCGGUGUGCCCGGCUGAGCCUGCGGAAGCAAUCCCUGUUCCAAGACUCUGUCACGGAGGGAGAGCCCUGAGGAGGGUUUGACUCCAUGGAAGGACUCAGUCCCACAGCUGUUCCCCACCCACCACAGGCCCUGGGACAGACGCAAUCAUCCCCAUGCCGGUUUGGGUACUGGGGUGGCCCUGACUAUGGGACCCUCUGCCUGUGGGAACGGCAGUGCUGCUAGGGGGCACAGCUGGACCCUGGCCGUCCCUGGGAACAUGGGGAACCCUGCCGGAGGAGCCGGGAUGUCGUUAACUGGGAUCCGGUUAAGGCGCCACAGCGGCUCCUGCCGUCCCUGCAUAGAACCGGGGUGCAGGCGGGGAUGGGGUGCAGGCAGGGACCGGUGCUCCGUUGUCGCGGGGCAGUGGGUGCUGCUAGGAGGGCUCAGCCCCGAGGCCAGACCGAGCCCACACACACACACUACCAGGAUCCGAUCUCCCCCCAGCACCGCCGUUAACGGGGCCGAGCCCCGAGGAGGUUGGGGUGAGGGGGGGACCGGCCGUGGCGCGGGGCCGGUGUCCCCCCCUUCCCUCCCAGUGUUUCCUGUAGCAUUAACGAGCCUCUUUGCGCAACCCA